AACCAAAAAAAAAAAUAAUAAUAAUAGCAAUAAUAAUAAAAGCUAAAAAUGCCGCUAGAAUUAAUAUGAAUUGAACUAAAUCGUUUGAAAAUUUAAAUUUAACGUAAAUUUUUUUAGAUUUCCAAAGAAGCAUGACUGGGUGACUGACUGACUACGUACAUGACCUACAAAACUCUAGCUAAAAUUUUCAAACUACUUUAAUUAUGAUGAGUCCCAAACACAAUGAUACCAGUUCUGAACAGAUAAACAAUAAAUUAAAUAAAGUUACAAAAGCAACGUCGGGGGCCACAAAACAAAAACUUUUGAUAGGAAAAACACUAAAAGAAAAGCCCAUAACCUCAAGACAACAAAAACAAACAAAAAAAAUAACAAACGCACAGACGGCAAUGCGUUAUAAUAGUAACAGUAACAAAUUAAUGGUGAAACCAAUUAUAAAAAACAACGAUAGUAACACUUCAAUAAAGGCGUCAAACAGAACAUGUAAUCUAAUCGGUGAAAUGAUAAACGACGUAAGCAAAUCGACGAUCUCCGGCUACAGCCAUAGUAAACAAAACGAUAAAGCAACAAAAACAGAUACUACAACAACAGCAGUAGCAGCAGCAGCUAUUAAAGCAAAAACAACGACAAGUGCUGCGAAUACAUUGACUAAAAAACACUCGUCGUACAAUUGUAGUGAAGGUGGAACAAAUAAAAUUGCUGAUGAUGAGCUGGUUGUUGUUGAUGAUUUUCACAACAACAAUAGCAACAACAACACUAACCAUCAUACAGAUAACGAACAGCCGCACGAAUCUAAUCAACAGCAACAACAACAACAACAGCAACUAUAUACAAUGACGAGUUUAAACGAAGUUAACAGAGAGAGUUUAUCGUUAGUUAACGAAGCAACACUUGUUGAUUUAAUAACAGAAAAACAACAACAACAACAACAGCAAUUGCAAUUACAAUCCAAAGAGCUGGCGAGAGCAGAGUUUGAGGCAGAGAGUUUAGUAACGGUAAAACCACCAUUAUUAUUACAAAAUUUCAGCAAACGUAUGAGGCAUAAAAACAUAACAAUCAAACCUUUAGACGACAGUUAUCAAAGAACUGUAGAUCUAGACGCACUUAACGCUAGAGAACACAAUUCUCAAUGUGAACUACUGGAAUUUAAAAACACAAUAAGCGAAAACCACCCACAAAAGGAUUAUCAAGUAAACGACGUUGAAGAAGGUGAAGAGCUGAAAUUUAAAAGUUUAUCGGAACGUAAAGCUCUAUUGAAAAAAGAAUUUUUUAAAGAUUUAAACCAGAGCUCAUCCACAAAUCAACAGCAACAGAAUACAGUGAAAUUAAAAACUAAUAAUCUAACGCUGAACAAAAGAAUUUUGAAAAAACAGCAUAAUUUAAAGUUGAAAAUACCCAGGGACUGUAAUAAACUAGAGCAGCCAAAGGCAAUUAAAGUGGAUUUGAAACAAUCAUUAGUGGAACUAAGAAAAUUGGACUUGCAAAAGAAACAGCAAAGGGAAUUAAUAGCUUUUGGAGACUCUAGAAUCUUAAGCAACACCCAGUUCCCCAAAGUUAAAGAGUUGGCCAAAAGGUUUGAUUUCAAAAUCAACAUGAUUUUGCCGCAAACCAAUAGCAAUAAAACAGAGGCUAAGGCCAAUAAAUUGGAGGCCAUGGUGGAGCGGCAUAGUCCCUUGUCCGAUGAGGGCUGUAAUAUAGGACACAGUCCCUAUUCCUCAGAUGAUGACAAUGAUUCCAUACGCACCACCAACACAGCCAUUGAAAGAGUGCCGGCUACUAAGCACAAGGAUAAGGUGGCUAGAUCUGCAAGCAGUGAUUCUGCCUUGGGUUUGGAAGUCGAUGAACCCAUGGAUACAAGCGAACAGCAGCAGCCGCAUCAACAGAAACGCAGAAUGACUUUAACGGUAACUGAUUUGCCUUUAAGGCCGGCCUUGCUGCCCUUGGCUGAACCCACUUUGCUGCCCGAUUCAUCGCUAGUGGAUACUCCUGUAGCGACAGCAGCCAAUGCCUUGCAACAAAACCAAAUACCCACCAAGGUAUUGCUGGAGGAGAGAGUGGUAGAAAUCCUAGAAGAUCCCCGUUCCGGUUUCUCAUCCAGACGUGAGUCUUCGCAGUCCUGUUUCAGUGACUAUCCGCCCGGAGAAAUGCAGGGUGUAAGAUUCGUGCGCACUCCUUCGGUGGUGGUGUCCGACUACUCGGAUGAUAUUACUUGCGGCAUAACACUGGAGGAAAUCGAGUAUUUUCGCGCCCAACGCUUGCGCAGACGCCGUUCCUCUCUGGAGACCUCCGGCACCGAAAAAGAUGCGCUCGACAACAGCUCCGACAUCAGUGCCUCCUCCUCGUGCAGCAAUCUAUACUACUGUGGCUCCACCAUCUCCGCCCUCGACGGAGCCGAGUGUUUAGUCAAUGGCGUGCGCCAACAAUUGGAGCGCAAAACCUCCGAUUGCUCAACCUGCUCGAUAAGCGGUGAUGAAGACAAUAAUUUCACUAUACCCGAACAGCCAGAGGACUGCCAGGACAUCACCGAUAUGCUGGCCAAUCAGCAUUUAACCAGCAAACGCUCCAAAAAGGUAGGUAUGGCUACGAACCUAUUAACUGUAGAUACUACAAAUAAUUUAUAAAGUUUUCAU
This is a messenger RNA of Calliphora vicina (urban bluebottle blowfly), 2627 nucleotides long. RefSeq names its product bromodomain-containing protein DDB_G0280777-like. NCBI's taxonomy places the organism in Eukaryota, Metazoa, Arthropoda, Insecta, Diptera, Calliphoridae. The record is from RefSeq and is a predicted model, not a curated record. The transcript has 2 exons. Bases 204 to 2618 code for a protein of 804 amino acids.